Molecule: messenger RNA, 691 nt
Organism: Coffea eugenioides
Lineage: Eukaryota; Viridiplantae; Streptophyta; Magnoliopsida; Gentianales; Rubiaceae
Exons: 3
Coding region: 106-441 (111 amino acids)
Source: RefSeq, a predicted model, not a curated record
UGAAAUGCAAGGGUUUAUGCUGCCAAAACCCCCAACCCGAAGCAGCAAUUUAUUCAAGAAAACAAAAGCUGAUCAGAAGCUCAAGUCAAUAAGAAAAUCCUGAAUAUGGCAUUCAGGCAAUUCUUGUCCUCAAACAAAGGAUCAAUCUCAUCAGCUUCCUAUUACAUUUCUGGGUUGGCUCAUUUUUCCUCAAAAUCCUACCCUUACAUAGUGAAGGUAGGAAUACCAGAGUUUCUGAACGGAGUGGGGAAAGGGGUAGAAGCCCAUGUUCAAAAACUUGAAGCCGAGAUUGGUGAUUUACAGAAACUGCUUGUCACCCGCAGAUGGAAGCUGAAGAAUCUUGAUAUCCCUGUCAAACAUAGGAAGCUGAUAUUCAACUAUGCCCACAAGUAUAGGCUGGGACUUUGGAGACCUAGAGCUCAGCCAGCAAAGUCUAAGUGACUUCUGGAAUAGCUGUUCUUUUAUGCAACUUGCUUAAUUUCUUGUAGAACACAUAAAAAUCUGUAUUUUGUGUUUUGAAAUCCUGUCGAAGUCUCUAGGCAGCAGUUAGGCGUUUGUGAUGCUUGAUUUCUGAUUGCAUUCCCUAUUGAAUAGCUGGCUAGCUGCUAAGCAGUAACUUGUGUUCUUUAUUUAUAAACCUAAAGCAUCACUGUACAAAAUCGGCUUGCCAAUAGGCUUUUUUUUGCCUUUA